GGAGCCCUCAGACAAAACACAACCAGCCGUGCGGUGUAACACCUUCUCCUGACAUCCACGAGCACAGAGACACUUGAAACCGGAGCAGAGCUUGUUCAAGGGCAUCAGCAGCAGCUUUCUCUCCUCGGCUCUGUGAAUUUUCUGGGGGUGGAAAGCACCACUGACUAUAAGGAGAAACCUUGACUGGAGCGAGUACUUGGAAUUUUAAAAAGUGAAUUAAACUUUUUGUUUAGGACGACAUGGCACUUAGGCAGAACUCUGACAAGGAGCCAUCCAUCGAGUUGUUCAUUAAGGCUGGACAUGAUGGCGAGAACGUGGGGAACUGCCCCUUCUGCCAAAGGCUCUUCAUGGUUCUGUGGCUGAAGGGAGUCAAGUUUACGGUGACCACUGUUGACAUGAGGAAGAAGCCGGCAGAGCUCAAAGACCUGGCGCCCGGGACCAACCCGCCUUUCCUCCUCUACAACGGCACCCUCAAAACAGACUUCAUCAAGAUCGAGGAGUUUCUUGAGCAAACACUGGCCCCUCCCAGGUAUCCUCACCUCAGCCCAUUAAACAAAGAGUCCUUUGACGUGGGCGCUGACAUUUUUGCAAAGUUCUCAGCUUUCAUCAAGAACAGCCCGAAUAACGCCUUCCAUGAGAAAAACCUUCUCCGGGAGUUCAAGCGCCUGGAUGUCUACCUGAACUCCCCCCUUCCUGAGGAGAUUGACCACAACUCCACAGAAGCCAUCACCGUCUCCAAGAGGAGGUUCCUGGACGGAGACCGCCUCACCUUAGCUGACUGCAACCUGCUGCCCAAACUGCACGUUAUCAGGAUUGCUGCCAAGAAGUACUGCGACUUUGACAUCCCUGCACAUUUCACAGGCGUGUGGCGAUACCUUGAAAACGCCUACGAGAGAGAGGAGUUCAAACAGACGUGUCCAGCCGACAUUGAGAUCGAGAAGGCUUACUUUAGUGUGGCCAACAAGAGGAAAUAAACCUUUGAUUCUCUAUUAAAGUCCUGUUUUCAGCCAGUGUAACCAUGCAUGUAAAGUUGUUGAUCUGUAGAGGGCGCUACAACCUACACGAAUAAGCUGUGGCAAUGAAUCGGUAAAUAUUCCACCUGAAAAACCUUGACCUGUUGCAGUAGACUUUGGGACACGC
Molecule: messenger RNA, 1140 nt
Organism: Chelmon rostratus (copperband butterflyfish)
Lineage: Eukaryota; Metazoa; Chordata; Actinopteri; Chaetodontiformes; Chaetodontidae
Gene: clic2
Product: chloride intracellular channel 2
Exons: 6
Coding region: 240-974 (244 amino acids)
Biological process (GO): chloride transmembrane transport; negative regulation of ryanodine-sensitive calcium-release channel activity
Molecular function (GO): chloride channel activity
Source: RefSeq, a predicted model, not a curated record